Penicillium longicatenatum is the source of this 1209-nucleotide messenger RNA. Its product is annotated as Zn(II)2Cys6 transcription factor domain-containing protein. The transcript has a single exon. Bases 1 to 1209 code for a protein of 402 amino acids. The record is from RefSeq and is a predicted model, not a curated record. NCBI's taxonomy places the organism in Eukaryota, Fungi, Ascomycota, Eurotiomycetes, Eurotiales, Aspergillaceae. Gene Ontology annotation, molecular function: DNA-binding transcription activator activity, RNA polymerase II-specific; zinc ion binding. Gene Ontology annotation, biological process: regulation of transcription by RNA polymerase II.
AUGCCUCCUCGUCGGGCCCAUACAAAAAGCCGCAGUGGAUGCGAUCAGUGUAAGAGGCGGCGUGUUAAGGUCAGUGGAACCUUCUCCGGUGGAAUAUCAAUUCCUAACGGGCGCAGUGUGACGAAACGGGCCCCCCCUUGCACGAAUUGUAUUUCCCGGGAACUCGACUGCACAUACGUGAAAGCUUCACCGAAGGAUGCGUCUAGUCUCAGUCGACAGGCUAUUGAUUUGCCGGUGGCCGCUCGAGAGAAAGGUCCCGUCACUCAACGGUCUCUAGCUCCGGGCAGUCCAGCCUCCCCCUCCGCCGGGUCCGGCGUGCGAGAGCUGGAGCUAAUGCAUCGUUUUGCCACGGAUACAUACCGAAGCAUCAGCACGAGCGAGUCAGAAAUGCAGGUGUGGCAGAUCCAUGUCCCGCGUUUGGCUUUGCGGUUUGAGUUCCUCAUGAACGGCAUAUUGGCGCUAGCGGCAUUGCACAUCGCUUCCACCUUGGAACCGCCAGCAUCAUUCGUAUACAUGGACACCGCUUUGCACUAUCAUAAUCUCACAUUUGCUCCAUUCCGUGCCUCCAUUGACCACCUGACCGAACAGAAUUGCGAAGCGGUGCUAGCACAGUCUAUUAUUACUACAGUCUUCGGCAUUGCCCUGCCGCGGGUUACGGCUGCGCGUGGAGAAAGCUCCAAUAUGACGGAAAAUAUUGUCGUUUUGUUUGAACUUCUUCAAGGCGUCAAGAAUAUAAUCACCAUUGGCCAGCCUUGGAUUAAACUUAACUUAUACCCACACCAAAAGGGAUUUAAGAGUGACGGUCCAACACUAGAUAGUGUGACUGAAGCUGCUCUGGAUCGACUGGCCGUGCUGAACGAUGAGACCCUUUCCAGUAUUGAUACAGACCAGUAUCGGAUCAACAAAGAUGUCAUAGCUCAUCUGCACCACUGCUUCACGAUGUACAGCAUUGACGGAGGGCCGGCAAAUGCUCUCGCUUGGCUAGCUGCUGUCGACAAAGAGUUUGUGGAUAACGUGCGGCGCCGCCAGCCAUUGGCCCUUCUGAUUCUCAUGCACUGGGGUGUGCUGCUCUGGGAACUAGAUGGCCAAUGGUGGUGGGCCCGCAACUCAGGCCGGGCACUUGUCUCAGAGCUUUUGCUCAUCUUGCAACCGGGAAAUGCUCGCUGGGCGGAUUCACUGGCCUGGCCUCGGCAAAAGAUGGGUCUUUAA